AUGUUCUGUCUCUCCAGGGCCCUGCCCUCCCUGCGGGCUUCCGCCUCCAGCCUCCGAGCUCCCAUGAACAGAAUCCCUCAAUUCACAACACAACCCUCCACCUCCAGACAAUUCUCCUCUCUCCUCUCCUCGCCAGUUCUCCGUCACAGCCCAUUGCAAAUGCAGAGCUCUAUCUCCCGACCAACCUCUGCUCCCACAGCCGUCUCCUCCAUUAAUUCCCUUCUUGCUCAGUCCGAGAUUAGCCAGGGCCAAACCCGUGCUUUCUCCGCUACUGCUUCUCUCGGUGUCCGUCGCGUGACUUUCCGACCAUCGCGCCGUGUGCAGAAGCGUCGUCACGGAUUCCUUUCUCGGAGUAAGACGAAUAAGGGUCGUCAGACUAUCUCGCACCGACGUACAAAGGGACGACAGAAUUUGAGUUGGUAG
Messenger RNA from Penicillium malachiteum, 423 nucleotides. Its product is annotated as mitochondrial 54S ribosomal protein bL34m. Bases 1 to 423 code for a protein of 140 amino acids. NCBI's taxonomy places the organism in Eukaryota, Fungi, Ascomycota, Eurotiomycetes, Eurotiales, Aspergillaceae. Gene Ontology annotation, biological process: translation. The transcript has 2 exons. Gene Ontology annotation, molecular function: structural constituent of ribosome. The record is from RefSeq and is a predicted model, not a curated record. Gene Ontology annotation, cellular component: ribosome; mitochondrial large ribosomal subunit.